AUGCCGAGUCUUGCUGUUGCUGCCACUGGCACAAACAUCCUGCGUCUACAUCUACGUCUCCAUCUACAUCUGCAUCGACAACGAUAUCUACAUCUACAUCUAAUCUACAUCUACAUUGUCCUUGACAUUGACAUUGAUAUUGACAUCGACAUCGACAUCGACAUCGACAUCUACAUCAACAUCUACAUCGACAUCUGCAUCAACAUCUACAUCAACAUCGAUAUCGACAUCUACACUGUGCACAAAACACAGGCUCACCACGUCCAGUCGAUCCAAUCUUCCUGCACGUCCGCGACCCAUCCGCAAUCACCGCUGCUGCGCGACGCUGACCGCUGA
Messenger RNA from Ascochyta rabiei, 336 nucleotides. RefSeq lists its product as uncharacterized. The record is from RefSeq and is a predicted model, not a curated record. NCBI's taxonomy places the organism in Eukaryota, Fungi, Ascomycota, Dothideomycetes, Pleosporales, Didymellaceae. The coding region runs from base 1 to 336 and encodes 111 amino acids. The transcript has a single exon.